Molecule: messenger RNA, 1513 nt
Organism: Sciurus carolinensis (gray squirrel)
Lineage: Eukaryota; Metazoa; Chordata; Mammalia; Rodentia; Sciuridae
Product: xin actin-binding repeat-containing protein 2-like
Exons: 1
Coding region: 166-1293 (375 amino acids)
Source: RefSeq, a predicted model, not a curated record
AAACACCCUCAGACUUGGAGAUCUGACUAAACAUUUAGAUACUGCUAAAGAUGAAUGGCAAAGGGAUGAUUUGAGAAAGUUGGAGGAGAGAGGAAAAUUAAAAAUAAUCUGGCCUCCUUCCAGGGAGAUGCCUAAGAAAAUCUUCCCCUUGAAGGAGAGCUCAAAAUGAGUAAACCUAAAUGGCCACCAGAGGCGACAGUGUCUGAAUCCUCUGAAUUUGGAGGCGAAUCGCUGAUGGAACAUGUUAAAACUCUGGAAAAUAAGGGACAAGAACAAAAUAACCUUUCUUUACUGCAGCCAUUUCUGCAGUCCACCCAUAUGUGUCUGAAAGAGGAGGGUACAGGAAUCAAAGAAAUGAAAAUGAAUGAAGCAAGAAAAGAUGAGAAGAAGGAAGGAAAUCAGAAUGUGCAAGAUAAGCUGAAUGAGGCUGAAGAAGCAAGGGAUAAGAGAAAAAGUGAAAUGGAUCUUAAUGACAGCAAUAAUGUGGUUGUGCAGAGGGCUGAAAAGGAGAAAAAUGAAAAAACUAACGAACCUGACAGUGGAGAAGUUUUACAGGUUGCUAACACUGAUGAUGAGGUGGUGCUAGAAUAUCACAAAGAGAAUUUGAAUAAGAAUAAUAAUAACAAUUAUGUUGCAGUCCCAUAUCUGAAUGACUGCAGGCAGAAGACAUCUAUUUUAGAAUUUUCUAAUCUGUUACCACUCUCAAAUGACACCGCAAGUGACUACCAAAUUAAAAAGUUAGAAAAUGCGUCUAGAAUCUCAGAGUUACUUGGGAUAUUUGAAUCUGAAAAGACAUAUUCAAGGAAUGUACUAGCGCUGGCUCUCCAGAAACAGACUGACAGAGAGACUGCUGGCAGUCCUCUACAGUCUGCUCCAACCCCAGGCCUACAGAGGCGCUUAAUAGCAAAGGGGAAAAGUUCAAUGGUCUCUUCCGAUGCACAUCUCUUAAACAUUAAAGGUAACCAUUCACAUAACAAGAAUUUACACUUUUUCUUUUCUAACACUGUGAAAAUCACGGCUUUUUCCAAGAAAACUGAAAAUAUUUUUGAGUGUGAUUUAAUAGAUUCUGUGGAUCAGUUUAAAAACAUGUAUUUAAGGGAAUUUGGAAACAAUGUUAAUCAUUGGCAUGGUGAAGUAGUAGGAGCAGCCCAUAGUAAUGGAAACACAAGUUUGGAUGCUGUGAGCUGUGAAUAUGCAGCACAGUCUUCGCUCCCCAGCAAGGAGGGCCAGUCUGAACAACUGACAGUGGAAGAGCAGAUUAAAAGGAACAGGUGCUACAGUGACACAGAGUAAAAUCACACUGGUCCUUUGCCUUCCACACUCAGGUGCAGAGAGACAUUGGCAUUCUGAAAUAAGACUUGAUGGACUUCGAAAAGCUUGUCAUCAUCAACAUAAUGUUCAAAAAUCUCAUGUGUUUCACAAUGGAAUAUUUCUUGUAUUACACUUCAUAAUUUUUUUCAUAAUUCAUUUGGCUCCAUGUUUGUUCUGAAUGAAAUGAAGAGAUAAAACAAUA